GACUGUAUUGGUCAAAAUUUGGACGACUUAAUAACUGCAAAUGAACAUGGUCGAGGAUUAAGCCGACCACGGUACAAUGGCGAGGAGUCAUCUUAAGAAGGAUUAGUGCCGAGGUCAAGUAAAAUUGUACGGAAACAAUGAUAGAAUUAGUUUAGAAUAGAAAGAAGGAAUAUUCCAUUGGAUAUUCCUUCUGCUGUACUUUUUAGGGUUUCUUAGGAAUAUCCCCUAUAAUUAGGAGGAGAUAAUAAAGAACAAAAAGGGGAUCUUCACUUUUGGGAUAAGAACAUGUUGUAAAGGUUGACUACAGAGAAUAUACAAAUCUUGUCUUGUCCACUGAUUCUAUUAUUCAACAUAUAUCUUUUACUCACAAGAUCCAAGGAUCAUUUGUCCACAUUCAUUCUAUAUUGGUCUCACACGUUGUUGUCAGGAAGGAGAAUCAUACAAGUCAUCUACUAUUUGGAUCAAAUUAAAGAAGAUAAAAUGGAGGACAAGAAGCUAACUUUUAUUAUGUAUCCAUGGUAUGCAAUGGGCCAUCUUACUUCAUUUCUUCAUCUCUCCAACAAAUUAGCAGACAGAGGCCAUACAAUUUUCUUUAUUCAUCCUACCAAUACACUUUCUAAAUUGGAAAAAUUCAAUCUUUACCCUCAACUCAUAAACUUCAUAUCAAUCACAGUUCCACAUGUUGAAGGUCUCCCUAUCGGAGCUGAAACAACUUCAGACAUUCCUAUUUUCAAGCAAAAUCUCCUCUGGCAAGCAUUGGAUCUUACACAACAAAAGAUUGAGUCUUUAAUUCAAGAACUCAAACCCCAUUUCAUUCUUUAUGAUUUUGCAUAUUGGGUUCCAUUAGUUGCUAGAAAAUAUGGAGUGAAGUCAAUACAUUACUGUUCCAUUACUCCUUCAUCUGUCGGUUAUCUCAUGCGUGGCGAAAAACUAAUUCCAGAGGAUGAAAUGAUAGAACCUCCACUUGGUUUUCCUCUUAAUUCAUCUAUCAAACUUCACAAAUAUGAAGCUCGUUUAAUCGCAGCUCUACAUUCGAUAGGGAAAGAAUCUAGUGGUUCCGGCUCAGGCUCCGGCUCAGUGUCGUUCACACGGCGUUUACUUUUGGCUUUUCAAGAUGGGGAUGUCAUUGCAUUCAAAACUACUAAGGAAAUUGAAGGACCAUAUUGUGAAUUUGUUGAGAAUAAGUUCAAGAAACCGGUUGUUUUAGCCGGACCAAUAUUUCCAGAAAAAAUAGAUAGUUCAAAUUUAGAGGAGAAAUGGUCUAAGUGGCUUGAAAAUUUCCAAGAAAAGACAGUGAUUUUUUGUGCAUUUGGUAGUGAAUGCAAGCUCAAGAAAGAACAAUUCCAAGAACUUGUUUUAGGUCUUGAACUUACUGGUCUUCCAUUUUUUGCUGCUUUAAAACCGCCUUUCGAAGCCGAGACAAUUGAAGAUGCAUUACCAGAGGGUUUUAAAGAGAGAAUAGAAGGAAAAGGGAUUGUUCAUUCAGGUUGGGCAGAGCAACAACUGAUUUUAUCAUAUCCUUCUGUGGGAUGUUUUGUUACUCAUUGUGGUGGAAAUUCUUUAUCUGAGGCUAUGAUUACUGAGUGUGAAUUGGUUUUAGUCCCAAAUUUUGGUGAUCAAUUUAUUAAUGCAAGAUUGUUUGGUGGAGAUUUGAGAGUUGGAGUGGAAGUUGAGAGAGAUGAAGAGAAUGGAUUGUUUACUAGAGAAAGUGUUUGUAAGGCAAUAAAAAUGGUAAUGAAUGGUGAUAAUGAAAAGGGAAGGGAAAUAAGAGCUAAUCGCGCAAAGUGGAGGGAGUUUUUAUUAAGCAAAGGGCUUGAGGAUUCUUAUAUUGAUGCUUUUGUUGAAAAGCUACAAACUCUACUUUAAUUUUUGCUUGGAGUAUUAAUGGGCAGCAUCGUGCAUUGAGCUCUGAGAAUGGGUCAGAUCACAUUGGAUCGUAUGUACACGAUCUUUCCCUGCAUUUCUAGAAGAGGUUUGUUUCUGCUUGAAGUAUCAAUAUCUAAACUAUAUAAAAAUCCUCAUAGGGGAGGAUAUGAUAUUUCCUUUUGAUUAGUGAGUUUAUUAGGUUGCUUGCUUUUGUUACUUCGAGCUUUAGUUGUGCUCUUUGUCUUCUCUAUUACUCUCUUGUUUCUAUUUCAUAUGUUAUUUCAUUUUUCGUACUACUAAGAGACUUCUGUAAUAUCAUGGAACACCAUUUACUGCAAAUAGAUCUAUUUAAUUCGAUC
Messenger RNA from Nicotiana attenuata, 2225 nucleotides. RefSeq names its product anthocyanidin 3-O-glucoside 2''-O-glucosyltransferase-like. The coding region runs from base 481 to 1866 and encodes 461 amino acids. Lineage: Eukaryota; Viridiplantae; Streptophyta; Magnoliopsida; Solanales; Solanaceae. The record is from RefSeq and is a predicted model, not a curated record. The transcript has 2 exons. Gene Ontology annotation, molecular function: UDP-glycosyltransferase activity.